Cercospora beticola is the source of this 1260-nucleotide messenger RNA. RefSeq lists its product as uncharacterized. Gene Ontology annotation, cellular component: mitochondrion. The record is from RefSeq and is a predicted model, not a curated record. Lineage: Eukaryota; Fungi; Ascomycota; Dothideomycetes; Mycosphaerellales; Mycosphaerellaceae. Gene Ontology annotation, molecular function: delta(3,5)-delta(2,4)-dienoyl-CoA isomerase activity.
AACCUCUCGCUAUUUUGCAAUAUACUUUCAUCUGAUAGACAGAUAUUGAACCAUGGCAGCCUCAGACAAGGCCAAAGAAUAUAUUUUCGAAGACUUACAAACCACUUUUCCUGCUGAAUUUGUCGCUCACGUCCAGUUGAACCGUCCCAAGAAAUACAAUGCUAUCAAUUCCACCAUCUUCCACAACCUCGCUCUCAUCUUCGACAAAUUAUCCCUCGAUCCCGACGUCCGCGUAAUUCUCCUCUCAGGCUCCGGACCCCAUUUCUCCGCCGGCUUAGAUGUCACAAGCGCCUCAUCUUCCGGACCGGUCUCCAAUCCUACAGAAUCCGAAGACGUUGCGCGUCGAACAUGGAAAGUCCGACGACAUAUGGUUUCUUACCAGAACGGCAUCUCCGCUAUCGAACGUUGCGAGAAACCAGUUAUAGGCCUCUUCCAUGGCAUCUCAUAUGGUGCUGCUGUUGAUAUUGCCACAGCGGCAGAUAUAAGAUACUGUUCCCAGGGUGUCAGGUUCUCUGUUAAAGAAGUUGAUGUCGGGUUGGCGGCUGAUGUAGGAACUCUUUCGAGAUUACCGAAAGUUGGGGUUAGUUAUUCGUGGGCGAAGGAGAUGGUUUAUGCGGCGAGGGAGUUUGGGGCUGAGGAGGCGGGGAAGGUGGGGUUUGUGAGUAGGGUUUUGGGGUCGAAGGAGGAGUUGGAAAGGGAAGGGUUGGAGCUUGCGAAGGUUAUUGCGAAGAAGAGUCCUGUGGCGGUGCAGAGUUCGAAGGCGAUUUGGGAUUUUAGUAGGGAUCGCAGUGUGGCGGAUGGGUUGGCGUUUACGGCUGCGUGGAAUUCGGCUAUGGUGCAGAGUGAGGAUGUUAAGAAGGCGAUGAUGAGUGGGUUGAGGAAGACGAAGACUAGUUUUGAGAAGUUGUAGGAUGGUUGUUGGUGUGGAGGUGGGAAGAGUAUUCUUUGUAUUCCAAGUCCUGUUAUGGAGGAUCAUAAGGCCCUCUCUGUUUUCAUCAGUCGUUUGGUAUCAAUGCAAAAUGGUGUCUUCAUGGCUCUUGGUAGGUCCAGAGAGCAAACUGUUUGAGAUCAAGGUCUCAUGGAGCUGUUUCCAAGUUUGUGCGACGCAUACAAUUCCAGAAAGACGUCUGGCGUGCACCUCGACCAUUCAUCAUAUUCGUGCGCUUCAAUGCAGGUGAUGGUGUCGAAGACGAGACCGCGCUCUUCGGAAGCGAGAUGUCACGCCACUCCGUCACUGUAAAGGUGUUGAGCGAGGGAAGU